Vanderwaltozyma polyspora DSM 70294 is the source of this 249-nucleotide messenger RNA. RefSeq names its product Ncw1p (gene NCW1). Bases 1 to 249 code for a protein of 82 amino acids. The record is from RefSeq and is a predicted model, not a curated record. The transcript has a single exon. NCBI's taxonomy places the organism in Eukaryota, Fungi, Ascomycota, Saccharomycetes, Saccharomycetales, Saccharomycetaceae.
AUGUCUUCUUCAUCUUCUGUUUCCCACUCUAGCUCCAUGUCCUCUUCCGUCCGUACUAACAGUGCUUUGGUCUCAAAUGGUGCCGUCGCUGCUUCUUCUGUCACCUCUUCCAACUCUACUCACUCUUCCACCAAUACCAAGAAGAACGCUGCUCCAUCCAACAUGGUUGCUAACCCAGUUUCCUGGAAAUUCGGUGCUGCUAUUGGUGCUGUCUUAGCUGGUUCUUUCAUUUUGGGUUCUGGUAUAUAA